GACAGUGCUCCGAGUCGGAGGUCCCCUCCCCGCCUCGCACCGCCCCGUCACACUCCCUUACCCCUACCAACCACCGGGAUACGAAAACAGAGAGAGAGACGAACGGCGGCCGGAGGAGACUGGCGCGGAUGGCGCGGCGCGGGCGCGUGGAGCUGCGGCGGAUCGAGGACCGGACGAGCCGGCAGGUGCGCUUCUCCAAGCGCCGCUCGGGGCUCUUCAAGAAGGCGUUCGAGCUGUCGGUCCUCUGCGACGCCGAGGUCGCGCUGCUCGUCUUCUCCCCCGCCGGCAGGCUCUACGAGUACGCCUCCUCCAGCAUAGAAGGCACAUAUGAUCGCUAUCAGAGAUUUGCGGGGGCUGGAACGAACGUGAAUGGAGGCGAUGCAAGUAGCAACAAUGAUGGUGAUCCUUCAAACAUACAGUCAACACUUAAAGAGAUCGCCUCCUGGUCUAUUCAAAACAAUGCUGAUGACUCAGAUGCUAAUAAGCUAGAGAAACUGGAGAAAUUGCUGACAGAUGCUUUGAGGGAUACAAAAUCCAAGAAGGUGCACUUCAAUGGCUCUACUGACACCUGUAAUCAGAUGUUGGCGCAACAAAAUAGCGGUGCAAGCACUAGGAGUGGCGAGAACUCCAAGCGAGGAAGGAGUUGAGAGCAGUCAUGUGCUGUGUCUACAUUUGGUACAAGCAAAGCUCUGUUGCUGAUGCAACACUCUUCCCCAGUUACUGGGCAUGAAAGAGUUGUCAGGGCUGCUGCUUGUAAGGCGUAUGGCAGUAAGGGCAAAUUCAAUAAAAGGGUGGUGGGUUGAUACUAAUAAUUCAAUAAUAUGUUGUUUUACCUUGUGCCUUGUUCAGACUGUAUGUGAACCUAUCAAUCUAUUGUCAUCCUUCACUAGUCCUGCCGUAUGGAACCGAAUGGUCUCCCUCAUAAAAAUAAAAUUUCAACUGAACGGGAAAUCAGUUUAUGCGGAUACACUUUAUAACCUAA
Hordeum vulgare subsp. vulgare (domesticated barley) is the source of this 982-nucleotide messenger RNA. Its product is annotated as MADS-box transcription factor 51-like. Gene Ontology annotation, biological process: positive regulation of transcription by RNA polymerase II. The transcript has 5 exons. The coding region runs from base 129 to 647 and encodes 172 amino acids. The record is from RefSeq and is a predicted model, not a curated record. Lineage: Eukaryota; Viridiplantae; Streptophyta; Magnoliopsida; Poales; Poaceae. Gene Ontology annotation, molecular function: DNA-binding transcription factor activity, RNA polymerase II-specific; protein dimerization activity; RNA polymerase II cis-regulatory region sequence-specific DNA binding.